AUGGCUGGAGGAAAAUCUCCUUUGAACAUCUUCAAGAUCAGCCGGGGCGACGACCCCAAGGAGGUACUCAAUUGGAGAUUAUGGCUGGCAGUAUUCUCAUUUGGUAUUAUGGGCUCUGCUCGAGGAGUGGACGAAGGUUUGAUCAGUGGAACGCUCGCGUCCGCAGACUUUCGGAACCUGCUUCACUUGCCCGACGUUAAUUCCUCGGAGUAUGCUAGUGUCAAGGCCACCAUCUCGUCCAUGGUCCAGAUCGGCAGUGUCGCAGGCGCUGGAUUGGCUUUCAUCCUAUGUGACCGCAUCGGCCGUCUCUGGGCCACACGACAACUGUGCCUGGUAUGGAUGCUUGGGAUUGUGAUAUUCAUGUGCAACAACGGCAGCCUCGGUAUGGUUUACGCAGGACGGUUCAUUGCUGGCCUGGGAAUAGGCCAGUCGUCUGUCGUCGCUCCAGUGUAUCUGGCCGAGGUCAGCCCCAAAGCAGUGCGCGGGCUCUGCACGACGACGUUCGCAGGCUCGGUGUACAUUGGCAUCAUGUUGGCAUACUUUGCAAGCUGGGGAUCGUCGCUCCACAUGGGGGAUCACACCUCAGCCCGAUGGCUAGUCCCAACGAGUCUCCAUCUCAUGUUUGCGAGCAUUAUCUUCACCCUUUCGUGGUUCAAUUACGAAUCACCCCGGUACCUUGUCAAAAUCGGCAAGGACGCGAACGCCAAGCAGAACCUGGCCAGAAUCCGCAACCUACCUGAAGACCACGAAGUCGUCCGGCGAGAGAUCCUCGAGAUACAAACCCAGUUGGAAGAAGAAAGAAUUGCGACCCUCGGCCAAGGGUGGCUGGGCAUCGUGCGAGAGAUGUUCUUGAUACCUUCCAACCUCUACCGGGUCUACCUUGGCGUCGCCAUUCAGCUGAUGGUUCAAUGGUGCGGAGCGCAGUCCAUCACCGUGUACGCUCCGGACUUCUUUGCGUCUGUCGGCGUCAGGGGCCAGAACGAGAAGCUCUUUGCGACUUGCAUCCUCGGCAUCGUCAAGCUCGUCGGUGCCCUGAUUUGCGCCUUCUACCUGGUCGACGUUAUCGGGCGGAAACGCUCGCUGACGAUCGGGAUCAGCAUUCAGGUCCUCUCCAUGCUGUACAUAACCAUCUUCCUCUCGAUCGUGGGGUCCCCAGAUCCGGCCACCUUCACCUCGUCUCAGAAAUCCGCGAGCACUGGCGCCAUCGUCAUGAUUUAUCUUUCUUCUUUCGGAUUUGCCCUCGGCUGGAACGGAAUUCAGUAUCUGCUCAACGCCGAGAUCUAUCCACUGCGCAUUCGUGCGGCCUCGUCGUCCUUGAUCAUGCUGCUGCAUUUCGCCAACCAGUACGGGGCCAAUCGAGCUGUCCCGGAGAUGCAGCUGUCCCCAAGCGAAGGUGGCAUGGGCGCUGCUGGCACGUGGUGGUUCUUUUGUAGCCUCACCGCCUUCAGCGGGUUUUGGGCGUGGUUCUUCAUCCCGGAGACGGCCGGCCUGAGCCUGGAGGCCAUGGAUCGUCUCUUCACACUCCGGUGGUGGCAGAUCGGUCGACGCGGCCAGAGCGAGGCCGCAGUUAUGCAUGAAGUGCAUGAAGCGUACAUGGACGAAAAGGCAAACGAGGUACGCCGGGAGGAUACCCCUGUGCAUGUCGAGAAGGCCUAG
Molecule: messenger RNA, 1656 nt
Organism: Exophiala spinifera
Lineage: Eukaryota; Fungi; Ascomycota; Eurotiomycetes; Chaetothyriales; Herpotrichiellaceae
Exons: 4
Coding region: 1-1656 (551 amino acids)
Biological process (GO): transmembrane transport; carbohydrate transport
Cellular component (GO): membrane
Molecular function (GO): carbohydrate:proton symporter activity
Source: RefSeq, a predicted model, not a curated record